UCGUCAUAACCUUAAAAAAACUGCCAAAACACCCUUCAAAUUAGAAAAAUGGACCUUCGACAAUCCAUCACCGACCAAACGGACGUUUCCCUCCUUCUGACAGGCCACGUGUCCUCCAUUGAAGCAAAGAACUCGAACUUGGUACUAUCUCCGGCAUCGCUCCAUGUAGUAUUGAGUUUGAUAGCAUCCGGGUCAUCCGGGUCAACCCGUGAUCAGGUUCUUAAUUUUCUGAAGUCUAAGUCAUCGGAUGAUCUCAAUAAGCUUUCAUCUGAGCUUGUUUCACUUGUAUUCGCCGACGGAACCGCCAUUGGUGGACCCAAGUUGAGUUUCGCAAAUGGGGUUUGGGUGGAUCAAACAUUACCUCUUAAACCCACUUUCAAACAGGUUGUUGAUAAUGUCUAUAAAGCUACUUCUAAUCAAGUUGAUUUUCUUCACAAAGCUGUUGAAGUGACCUCUGAAGUGAAUACAUGGGCUGAGAAGCAGACUACCGGUCUUAUUAAAGAGUUACUUCCUCCUGGGUCUGUUGAUAGCACAACCAGGCUCGUUUUUGCUAAUGCUGUUUACUUCAAAGGAGCAUGGGCUAAUAAGUUUGAUGCAUCGGUGACAAAAGACGACGACUUCUAUCUUUAUGAUGGUAACUCAGUUAAGGUGCCGUUUAUGACCAGCAAGAAGAAACAGUUCAUCAAAGCUUUUGACGGAUUCAAAGUCCUCGGUCUUCCUUAUAAACAAGGAGGCGACAAACGCCAAUUUUCCAUGUAUUUCUUUCUUCCAGAUGCAAAAGACGGGCUUCCAGCUUUGAUACAAAAAGCGAACACCCAAUCAGGUUUCCUAAACGAACACCUUCCGUAUCAAAAAGUUGAAGUGGGUGAUUUCAAGGUUCCGAGAUUUAAGAUUUCGUUCGGUUUUGAAGCUUCCAAGGUGUUGAAAGGCUUAGGUGUUGAAUUACCGUUUACGGGGGGUGGCCUUACUGAAAUGGUAGACUCACCCGUGGCCCAAAAUCUGUAUGUUUCGAGCAUUUUCCAGAAGUCAUUCAUUGAAGUUAAUGAGGAAGGUACUGAAGCUGCUGCUGCUUCCGCUGCUGUAGUAAAUCUGAGGAGCAUAAGUUUUCCGCAGAAGGUGGACUUCGUAGCUGAUCAUCCGUUUAUGUUCCUUAUUAGAGAAGACAUGACGGGGGUUGUUCUGUUCACCGGGCACGUCAUAAAUCCUCUCGAGAGUUAAAUAACGUCUUUACAUAAUGUGUAACUUGAAUGUUUAUGCUUUUGUAUGUGUAACUUACAAGUGAAACAUCGGACUGAAAACCUUUCAUCAUGUUAUCUAUCCUUGUAUUUAGAAAUACUUUUUUUGUCCCUUAAA
Messenger RNA from Amaranthus tricolor (Joseph's coat), 1353 nucleotides. Its product is annotated as serpin-ZX-like. Gene Ontology annotation, molecular function: serine-type endopeptidase inhibitor activity. Bases 49 to 1218 code for a protein of 389 amino acids. The transcript has 2 exons. Lineage: Eukaryota; Viridiplantae; Streptophyta; Magnoliopsida; Caryophyllales; Amaranthaceae. The record is from RefSeq and is a predicted model, not a curated record.